Rhinichthys klamathensis goyatoka is the source of this 1150-nucleotide messenger RNA. Its product is annotated as serine/threonine-protein kinase pim-1-like. Gene Ontology annotation, cellular component: cytoplasm. Bases 16 to 873 code for a protein of 285 amino acids. The transcript has 5 exons. Gene Ontology annotation, biological process: regulation of mitotic cell cycle; protein autophosphorylation; negative regulation of apoptotic process. NCBI's taxonomy places the organism in Eukaryota, Metazoa, Chordata, Actinopteri, Cypriniformes, Leuciscidae. The record is from RefSeq and is a predicted model, not a curated record. Gene Ontology annotation, molecular function: ATP binding; protein serine/threonine kinase activity.
AAAACUAUAUACAUCAUGUUAUUUUGUCUUUUAAUAGACUACAUCUUCAGUCACUAUACUAUUGGUGAUCAGCUGGGGAAAGGUGGUUUUGGUGUGGUGUACGAAGGGAGACGUCUGGAGGAUGAUCUUAAAGUGGCCGUGAAAUACGUCACAAAGACGAAAGACGCUAAAUGUAUAUUCAUUCCUGAUCAUCCAAAGCCCCUUCCUAAAGAGAUCGCCCUCACCAUCCUGGCGAGUAAAGGUCCCAGCGUGCCGGGGAUCAUCCGGCUGCUGGACUGGCAGGACCACCCUGACCACUUCGUUAUGGUCCUCGAAUGUCCCUCUCCCUGUGAGGAUCUGGCCCGGUUCAUGAGGCGUCACGGUGGAAGACUGGAUGAGGAGAAGGUCCGGCACAUCAUGAGGCAGGCGGCUCACGCUGCCAACAUGUGCUGCGAUCGCAGAGUCCUCCACCGUGACAUCAAACUGGAAAAUCUCCUGAUUAACAGUGAGACGUCUGAAGUCAAGCUGAUUGACUUCGGGUGUGGGGACAUUCUGAGGAGUUCGGCGUACAGGUCAUACUCCGGCACAUCAGCGUACUGUCCUCCCGAGUACCAUGCCAAGGGGAAGUACUACGGCAGGCAGGCGACGGCAUGGUCACUAGGGAUUCUGAUGUUCGUGAUGUUGUGUGGACAUUUCCCUAGUGACUAUGACCUGAUGCUGCUGAAACAGAAGCUCUGGUCCAAACCCAACCUGUCAACAGAAUGCUGUCGCCUCCUCAGGUCUCUGCUAAAGGAGCAGCCAAGCCGGAGACUUAGUCUGGGGAGAAUCCUGUCCCACAACUGGUUUAAGGUAGUGAACCUAAGAUCGGCUAAAAAUCAUUUUAUUUUCUCAUAGGAAGAAUUUGCUAAGUCAAAUCUGUUAUUUUUUCUCUGUUUUGUUUCAGGUCGUCACAUAAGCCCCUUUUUUGUUUUGGUUUGCACCAUCCUGAGUCCAAGAGGUUUCCAUCAUGGCCUCUGAAUGCCAGAGCUUUCUGCCUCCACCUGUGCCUCUCCGAUGACAGAGCUCCCUUUCCUGGUCACACCCGGUAACAAGGGUCCUGAUAUGACUGAUAUAUGAUUAUAUAUGACUGCCUCCUCAAUACCAGUGCUCCCAGUCAUGGCUGCCCCAGUGA